CUUGGAUCCGCGGGACAAGAAAAUUCAUGCGAGGGAGAACUGGUGGGCGGUCCUUCCUGUGACACGACCCUUGAGUGACAGUUCUAUUUGAUUGCCUCCAGUACUGUGAGGAAAGGACACGACUCUAUGGUGAGGACUGAUGGACAUACAUUAUCUGAGAAAAGAAACUACCAGGUGACAAACAGCAUGUUUGGUGCUUCAAGAAAGAAGUUUGUAGAGGGGGUCGACAGUGACUACCAUGACGAAAACAUGUACUACAGCCAGUCUUCUAUGUUUCCACAUCGGUCAGAAAAAGAUAUGCUGGCAUCACCAUCUACAUCAGGUCAGCUGUCUCAGUUUGGGGCAAGUUUAUACGGGCAACAAAGUGCACUAGGCCUUCCAAUGAGGGGGAUGAGCAACAAUACCCCUCAGUUAAAUCGCAGCUUAUCACAAGGCACUCAGUUACCGAGCCACGUCACGCCAACAACAGGGGUACCAACAAUGUCACUUCACACGCCUCCGUCUCCAAGCAGGGGUAUUUUGCCUAUGAAUCCUAGGAAUAUGAUGAACCACUCCCAGGUUGGUCAGGGCACUGGAAUUCCUAGCAGGACAAAUAGCAUGAGCAGUUCAGGGUUAGGUAGCCCCAACAGAAGCUCGCCAAGCAUAAUAUGUAUGCCAAAGCAGCAGCCUUCUCGACAGCCUUUUACUGUGAACAGUAUGUCUGGAUUUGGAAUGAACAGGAAUCAGGCAUUUGGAAUGAAUAACUCCUUAUCAAGUAACAUUUUUAAUGGAACAGAUGGAAGUGAAAAUGUGACAGGAUUGGACCUUUCAGAUUUUCCAGCAUUAGCAGACCGAAAUAGAAGGGAAGGAAGUGGUAACCCAACUCCAUUAAUAAACCCCUUGGCUGGAAGAGCUCCUUAUGUUGGAAUGGUAACAAAACCAGCAAAUGAGCAAUCCCAGGACUUCUCAAUACACAACGAAGAUUUUCCCGCGUUACCUGGUUCCAGUUAUAAAGAUCCAACAUCAAGUAAUGAUGACAGUAAAUCUAAUUUGAAUACAUCUGGCAAGACAACUUCAAGUACAGAUGGACCCAAAUUCCCUGGAGAUAAAAGUUCAACAACACAAAAUAAUAACCAGCAGAAAAAAGGGAUCCAGGUGUUACCUGAUGGUCGGGUUACUAACAUUCCCCAAGGGAUGGUGACAGACCAGUUUGGAAUGAUUGGCCUGUUAACAUUUAUCAGGGCAGCAGAGACAGACCCAGGAAUGGUACAUCUUGCAUUAGGAAGUGACUUAACAACAUUAGGCCUCAAUCUGAACUCUCCUGAAAAUCUCUACCCCAAAUUUGCAUCACCCUGGGCAUCUUCACCUUGUCGACCUCAAGACAUAGACUUCCAUGUUCCAUCUGAGUACUUAACGAACAUUCACAUUAGGGAUAAGCUGGCUGCAAUAAAACUUGGUCAAUACGGAGAAGACCUUCUCUUCUAUCUCUAUUACAUGAAUGGAGGAGACGUAUUACAACUUUUAGCUGCAGUAGAGCUUUUUAACCGUGAUUGGAGAUACCACAAAGAAGAACGAGUAUGGAUUACCAGGGCACCAGGCAUGGAGCCAACAAUGAAAACCAAUACAUAUGAGAGGGGAACAUAUUACUUCUUUGACUGUCUUAACUGGAGGAAAGUAGCUAAGGAGUUCCAUCUGGAAUAUGACAAAUUAGAAGAACGGCCUCACCUGCCAUCCACCUUCAACUACAACCCUGCUCAGCAAGCCUUCUAAAAAAAGACUUCCCUUUUCUUGGGGUAUGGCUGUCUCAGCACAAUACUCAACAUAACUGCAGAACUGAUGUGGCUCAGGCACCCUGGUUUUAAUUCCUUGAGGAUCUGGCAAUUGGCUUACGCAAAGGGUCACCAUUUGAGGUCCUGCCUUACUAAUUAUGUGCUGCCCAACAACUAAAUUUGUAAUUUGUUUUUCUCUAGUUCGAGCAGGGUCUGAAUUUUUUCAUUUAUUUUCUUUUUUGCCAGCAGACAGACUUGGGUCUGUAAAGACAAGCAAGUACACUGAAAGAAGUUUACCAUUUAGUUUCUAAAAUGUAAAAAAGAAAACCCACAAAAGACUCAACAGAAUUAGACCACAAAAUUUGCAUUGUUCAUUGUAGCACUAUUGGUAAUAAAAUAACAAAUGUUUGUGCAUUUUUAUGUGAAGAUCCUUCUCGUAUUUCAUUUGGAAAGAUGAGCAAGGUCUGCUUCCUUCAUUUUACUUCCCCUUCUGUUUUUGAAAGGCAGUUUCGCCAAGCUUAACGCAAGAAUAUAUGACUGUUUAGAAGAAAGAUAUUGCCACAAUCUCUGGAUGGUUUCCAGGGUUGUGUUAUUACUGAGCUUCAUCUUUCCAGAAUGAGCAAAACACUGUCCAGUCUUUGUUACGAUUUUGUAAUAAAUGUGUACAUUUUUUUAAAAUUUUUGGACAUCACAUGAAUAAAGGUAUGUAUGUACGAAUGUGUAUAUAUUAUAUAUAUGACAUCUAUUUUGGAAAAUGUUUGCCCUGCUGUACCUCAUUUUUAGGAGGUGUGCAUGGAUGCAAUAUAUGAAAAUGGGACAUUCUGGAACUGCUGGUCAGGGGACUUUGUCGCCCUGUGCACUAAAGGGCCAGAUUUUCAGCAGCCAAGGACAUCCAUACCCAAGUGAAUGUGAUGGGACUUAAAGAAGUGAACUGAGACAAUUCACUCUGGCUGUUUGAACAGCAGCAUUUCAUAGGAAGAGAAAAAAAGAUCAAUCUUGUAUUUUCUGACCACAU
Molecule: messenger RNA, 2763 nt
Organism: Lagenorhynchus albirostris (white-beaked dolphin)
Lineage: Eukaryota; Metazoa; Chordata; Mammalia; Artiodactyla; Delphinidae
Product: CCR4-NOT transcription complex subunit 2-like
Exons: 1
Coding region: 127-1749 (540 amino acids)
Biological process (GO): nuclear-transcribed mRNA poly(A) tail shortening; regulation of stem cell population maintenance; regulation of DNA-templated transcription
Cellular component (GO): P-body; CCR4-NOT core complex
Source: RefSeq, a predicted model, not a curated record